GGUGUAUAAGAGAUGUCAGGCACACGUUUGGUAGCAGCUAGCGUGCUAACAACAAGGCUCCCUGGCUGACGUCGUUAGCUUACGCUGAGCAUCGAGCCACGUUGUCCACGAUAAUAGAUGUCCGAACCGGCGUGACAAGUCUGCAAGUACCGGGGAGUGGAUCGGAGGGGAGAGUCCGAGGAGUCAGGCGACGACGAGACCAGGAGGAAGAGCAUCAAUGGCGACAUGGAUCCAAAUCAGCCUCCCGCCACGAAUAAAGAAGAAGAAUCUCCCGUUGACAUGGACACCAUCACCUUGGACCCGGAAGAGGAGGAUGUUGACCUCGUUCAUUGCCGUAUUGGAAAAAUUGAAGGGCUGGAAGUGCUACAGAAAGCAAAAACCCUCUCCUUACGACAAAAUCUUAUUAAAAAAAUUGAAAAUCUUGACAGUUUGUGCUCACUGAGAGAGCUCGAUUUAUACGACAAUCAAAUCCGCAAGUUGGAGAACCUGAACAAGCUCACACAGCUGGAGCAGCUGGACGUGUCCUUCAAUCUUCUGAGGAAGGUGGAAGGUUUGGAGCAGCUGUCUUGCCUGAAGAAACUUUUUCUGCUUCACAACAAAAUCGGCAGCAUCACCAACAUGGGACACUUCCCCUGUCUGGAGAUGCUGGAGCUGGGCUCCAAUCGCAUUCGAGUCAUAGAGAACCUGGAUACACUCACGUCUUUGCAAAGCUUAUUCCUCGGCACCAAUAAAAUCACCAAGUUGCAGAAUAUGGACAGUUUACACAGCUUGACUGUGUUAAGUAUUCAGAGUAAUCGGAUAACUAAAAUGGAGGGUUUACAGAAUCUGGUUAGCCUGCGAGAACUCUACCUGAGCCACAAUGGCAUCGAGGUCAUCGAGGGCUUGGAAAACAAUAAAAAGCUGACAACUCUGGACAUUGCAGCCAACAGAGUGAAGAAAAUUGAGAACAUCAGUCAUCUAACAGAACUGCAGGAGUUCUGGAUGAAUGACAACCAGAUAGACAACUGGUCAGAUCUGGAUGAGCUGAAGAAUGCCCAUUCUCUGGAGACUGUCUAUCUGGAAAGAAACCCGCUGCAGAAGGACCCGCAGUACCGGCGGAAGAUCAUGCUCGCGCUGCCAAGCGUGCGCCAGAUCGACGCUACCUUCAUCCGCUUUUAAAAAAAAAAUGCAGUAAAGUAUAUUCCAUCCACUUCAGUGGUCCCCUUUGCCAACUUCUGUAUGCACCGCCCCCUCCCCUCACCAUUCAUCACUCGAUCACUGAAUUAUCGUUUCUCCGUAUACAUAAUAUACAGUGCAACAUUAAAGUCAGCUACGUACGCACGCUGUGGUGUGAAAGCUGAUUGAAUUUACACCUCUGGAAAUGAACUGUGAAAUAACAUCAGACCCGUCACUUUCCCAUGACAUUUUCACCUUAUUUUUGAAGACUUGCAAUGGAAAUCAUUAAAUCAGAAAACUCUAUAGUGGUACCUUGACUUAAUGAGUACACCUACUUAGAGGCCGGGUGGACGGCGCAAUGAAGCUACGGUAAUGCCCUUUCAUCUGGGCAAGGCAAGAAGCCACAGUCGCCCAUCCGCUCUCAUUAAACAGGACAGUCAAAUACAACAUGAGAACACACACAAAGUAACUGCUGGAAGACAACUCAUGUCCAAUGUUCACGUCCAGACCGUCACUAGGACAUGCCCCUUACAUGCAGACAUCCAACAUUUUACAUAAAAGUGCUAUUUUCCUUCAUCAAAACCACUUAACAGAAAGAUUGGUGGUUAUUUGGGAUUGGAAGGGAUUCAUGGUGUUUGAAUUCAUUUCAAUGAGGAACAUUGAUUUGACGUAAGCACGAAUUGCUUAUGCCACUGACAGCUCUAUGCUCUAUGAAUGAAGUCAAAGUACCACUGUACUAAAGGGUGGGCCAAAAGUAGAUAUGCAUUUUCCAUGUUUUAAAUAAAUUAAAUUUAGCAGUUUUAUCCAUCCAUACAAUUUCUGAGCCGCUCGUCCUCGCUAGGGUCGUGGGAGUGCUGGAGCCUAUCCCAGCUGUCAACGGGCAGGAGGCAGGGUACACCCAGAACUGGUUGCCAGGCAAUUUCAGGGGACAUAUCGACAGACAACAGUCGUACUCAACGAUCACACCUAGGGGCAAUUUAGAGUUUCCAACUAAUGCUUGUUUUGGGGAUGUGGGAGGAAACCGGAGCGCCCGGCGAAAAUGCAUGAAGGCACGGGGAGAACGUGCAAACUCCACACAGGGGAGGCUGUGAUUUGAACCCCGGACCUCAGAACUGUGAGGCCAAUGCUCUACAGCUGAGCCACCGUGCCGCCUUGAACAUUUUUAUUUUUAUUUUUUUUUGCCUUUUAUUCUUGCAUCCUUUUAUCCUUCAUCUGGCUAAACCUGCUUUUCAGGCUUCUUUACACCCUUCCACAUCAGGCCUGCUUUUUCUUUCCUUCCCUCCUACCUUAAUUUUUUCCUUAUUUCCUUCAGAAGACCAGCUUUUUUUCCCCCAUCCUUCCCUACCUUGAAACUACUUUUCUUCCUUUUGGUCUUUUCAUACCUGUCCAGUAAUGCUUUAGAAUUCGCUUUGUUGGCUCAAGUUUAUUUGCAAAUUGUGAUACUAAAAAAAAACACAACAAAAAUAAAGGCUUAUGUUGAUGGAAAAAAAACGGCAUCUACUUUUUGACCCACCCCUAUAUUUUCUGUAGUUGAACUUAUUCAAAAUACUACUAAACCAGGUGUUGAACCUUGAAAUCCUAAAAUGAAUCUCAAACUAUUUCCAAAUUUAAUUUUAGUUUUUUAAAACGAAAUUUACAGAAAAAAAACGCGAAGAAUGUGUCCCCUAGUCUCAUACUCAUUUUCCGACUAACCUCUCAUAAAAUAGUUUCUAAGAAUGUAACAUCUAUGUCUAUCUAGGAUGGUCAAUUCCUUUUUUUAAAUUACUGAUUACAGCUUUGGUUCUUUUGCUUGUUCUGUUGUCUGGAGCGCUUCACAAAAGGUUUUUAACGGUUUACCUCGAGCUCAGAGACCAGAUGAGAAUUUUGUUAUAGAUGCUGCAGUGACACAUUCUGUAUUUAUUGACUGUUGCACUGGACAACAAAAAAUGGCUGUGUGGUUGCCUUGUAAAUAACUCAUAGCACUUGAUUUGAUCCACCUAUACAUUUGAAGAUAUUUGAUUGGACAUUAAUAAAGAAACAAAAUUUUGGGUGAGAUUAAAAGGUUAUUCACCUUUUGGAUGUUAUUUUACACUUGGUUGGACAAAUGGAGUGAAAUAAAUGUCUUCUUACCUGUGAACUUGGGUGGUUCAAAUCAAGUGAUUUUAAAUUGUCAUCGAAAGAGUACUCUGAUAUACUAUUUGUUGUUGAGAUAAUCUACAUCACAGGGUUUUUGGAUUUGAAAUGGAAUGUAUUAUGCAAACAAUAAAUGUAUAGUACUACAACUUA
Molecule: messenger RNA, 3420 nt
Organism: Syngnathoides biaculeatus (alligator pipefish)
Lineage: Eukaryota; Metazoa; Chordata; Actinopteri; Syngnathiformes; Syngnathidae
Gene: ppp1r7
Product: protein phosphatase 1, regulatory (inhibitor) subunit 7
Exons: 10
Coding region: 226-1158 (310 amino acids)
Molecular function (GO): protein binding
Source: RefSeq, a predicted model, not a curated record